AUGGAAUCAGCAUUUAGUGCUUCACCUAAUUUCCAAUUACCUCCUGGUUUCAGAUUCCAUCCAUCUGACGAAGAACUCAUUGUUCACUACCUAAAAAGAAAAGUCACCUCACGGCCACUUCCAGCACACUUGAUCACUGAAAUCGAUCUCUAUAAGUAUAAUCCAUGGGAACUACCAAAGAUGGCUUUGUUUGGGGAGGAUGAAUGGUACUUCUUCAGCCCGAGGGAAAGGAAGUAUCCGAAUGGGGAGAGGCCUAAUAGAGCAGCAGCUUCUGGUUAUUGGAAGGCUGCUGGAAGUGACAAGCCAAUUAUCACCUCUUGUGGAAUAUCGAAGCGCAUAGGAGUAAAGAAGGCUCUGGUCUUCUACACUGGUCGAGCUCCAACAGGAGCUAAAACUGAAUGGAUCAUGAUCGAAUACAGACUUCUCGACAAUUCAAUUAAACCCUCAAGAUCAAAAGGGUCUAUGAAAUUGGAUGAUUGGGUACUAUGUCGGGUUCAACAGAAAGGAAACACAUCAAAGAAUAAAUGUAACAGCCAAGGCUCUAGCCCUGAAAAUUGGAGUUGCCCACAGAAAGUUGAGCAGACAAAUCAUGCAUAUGCCAACCCUAACACUGAGAUAAUCAAUGAUUUCCUUUACAAAGACUGUACACUAUUAGCUUCCAUCCUUGCCGGUCAAGCUCCACCUAUUCCAGGUGUGAGCUUCGAACGGACAAACGACGGCUAUGAAGUUGGUCCUAACUGUAAGGUAAACUCCACGAUAUCCAUUUCUCCGCGGGGCCUUAUUUCUGACACACUUGAAAGAAAAAGUCGAGAAGAAAUUACAGAAGAAAAUCCCUUUCGGCUCGAUAACUAUUUAGCCAGCAAGAAGAAUGAUGAGGAUCUUCUUCCCCACAAGAGAAUGGAAGAAAAAUAUAUCAACUGCUACAAUCACAACAACUUUCAAAAUGAUAUACUCAAAGCUGAUCCAAUAGAUACCACUGACUAUGAAGAACUCAAUGAAAUUACCAUCCUUAAUUGGUAG
Messenger RNA from Argentina anserina (silverweed cinquefoil), 1020 nucleotides. RefSeq names its product NAC transcription factor 32-like. Gene Ontology annotation, molecular function: DNA binding. The transcript is spliced from 3 exons. Gene Ontology annotation, biological process: regulation of DNA-templated transcription. The coding region runs from base 1 to 1020 and encodes 339 amino acids. Lineage: Eukaryota; Viridiplantae; Streptophyta; Magnoliopsida; Rosales; Rosaceae. The record is from RefSeq and is a predicted model, not a curated record.